AUGAAGCUCAUUGCACAACGAGGCACAGUUUUGACGAUCUCCAACAGCUCAAAGAAGGCCAUGCUUUGGGUCUACAAGUACAUGCAAGCCAGCGAGCAUGAUUCCGUGGGAAUACACCUUCGAGGCGCUCGAAUCCAACGCUUUGACAUCUACCAGCACUGCGGCUUUCUCGAAUGCGACUCAUUGAAGAAGCGUAUCUUUAGUCGACUGAAGAGCGAGUUUUACAACGCUCUGCCUAUUGUCGACGAGAUCGAGCUAUACCAGACUUCAAUUCCAACCGACCGCGAGAUCGAAGUGGUCAAGAAUGGCGAAGCUCUGGCUACGUGCGAUCGCGAGGUGCGCAAGGGCAAGAAGAUGCGUACAAAUCUCAUCGUCUAG
Molecule: messenger RNA, 378 nt
Organism: Alternaria atra
Lineage: Eukaryota; Fungi; Ascomycota; Dothideomycetes; Pleosporales; Pleosporaceae
Exons: 1
Coding region: 1-378 (125 amino acids)
Source: RefSeq, a predicted model, not a curated record